Messenger RNA from Chinchilla lanigera (long-tailed chinchilla), 2045 nucleotides. RefSeq names its product hematopoietic cell-specific Lyn substrate 1 (gene Hcls1). The record is from RefSeq and is a predicted model, not a curated record. Bases 116 to 1570 code for a protein of 484 amino acids. Gene Ontology annotation, biological process: regulation of actin filament polymerization. Gene Ontology annotation, molecular function: actin filament binding. Gene Ontology annotation, cellular component: site of polarized growth; cortical actin cytoskeleton; actin filament. NCBI's taxonomy places the organism in Eukaryota, Metazoa, Chordata, Mammalia, Rodentia, Chinchillidae. The transcript is spliced from 14 exons.
GAAUACGGAACUGAAGCAGCCGCUCGGUUUCUCGCUGUGAAGUGGCAGCAGCCAGGGAGGCUACCGGGCGUGAACGUGAAGAGCUGAGCGCUUCGAACCAACCUGCACACUAGAGAUGUGGAAGUCUGUGGUGGGCCAUGAUGUAUCCGUUUCUGUGGAGACACAGGGUGAUGACUGGGACACGGACCCUGACUUUGUGAAUGACAUCUCCGAGAAGGAGCAACGGUGGGGAGCCAAGACUAUUGAAGGCUCUGGACGCACAGAGCACAUCAACAUCCACCAGCUGAGGAGCAAAGUGUCGGAGGAACAUGAUGUUCUUAAGAAGAAAGAGAUGGAAUCAGGACCCAAAGCAUCCCACGGCUACGGAGGGCGCUUUGGAGUGGAAAGAGACCGAAUGGACAAGAGUGCCAUGGGCCACGAGUAUGUCGCGGAGGUGGAGAAACACUCUUCGCAGACAGAUGCUGCAAAAGGCUUUGGGGGCAAAUACGGAGUUCAGAGGGACAGAGCUGAUAAAUCAGCAGUGGGCUUUGAUUACAAAGGAGAAGUAGAGAAGCACGCGUCUCAGAAAGAUUACUCUCGGGGCUUUGGUGGCCGUUAUGGAGUGGAGAAGGAUAAAAAGGACAAAGCUGCCCUGGGAUAUGACUACAAGGGAGAGACGGAGAAACACGAGUCCCAGAAAGAUUAUGCCAAAGGCUUUGGUGGCCAGUAUGGGAUCCAGAAGGACCGAGUGGACAAGAGCGCUGUUGGCUUCAGUGAGAUGGAAGCGCCAACCACAGCUUAUAAGAAGACAAUGCCCAUAGAAGCUGCUUCCAGUGGUGCCCGUGGGCUGAAGGCAAAAUUUGAGUCCAUGGCUGAGGAGAAGAGGAAGUUGGAGGAGGAGGAGAAGGCACAGCAGAUGGCCAGACAGCAACAGGAGCGAAAGGCCGUGGUGAAGACGAGCCGAGAGGCUCAGCAGCCAGCAGCACCCGUGGAAGAGCCAGUGGUGCCGGCCCCAUUGCCCAAGAAAAUCUCCUCAGAGGCCUGGCCUCCAGCACAGAGUCGCCCGCCACCACAGCCUGAGCCCGUGAGAACCAGCAGGGAGCGCCCAAUGCCCUCCCUGCCCAUGAGGCAGGAUCCCCUGGAGGACAACGAGGAGCCCCCAGCUCUGCCCCCUAGGACUCCAGAAGGCUUCCAAGUGGUGGAAGAGCCAGUGUAUGAAGCAGAGCCUGAGCCUGAGCCUGAGCCUGAGCCUGAGCCUGAGCCUGAGCCUGAGCCUGAAAAUGACUAUGAGGAUGUUGAGGAUAUAGGCAAGCAUGAUGAGGAGGCAGAGGGGGACUACGAAGAUGUACUGGAGCCGGAGGAUUCUUCUUUUCCCUCCACCCAGGCUGGGUCGUCAGGCAGCCGGGGUGGGGCUGUGGGGAUCUCAGCUGUAGCCCUGUAUGAUUACCAAGGAGAGGGAAGCGAUGAGCUUUCCUUUGAUCCAGAUGACAUCAUCACUGACAUCGAGAUGGUGGACGAGGGCUGGUGGCGGGGACGAUGUCGUGGUCACUUUGGACUCUUCCCUGCAAAUUAUGUCAAGCUUCUCCAGUAACUGGCCCUCACUGUCUACUACAACUGUGGCUUCCCAUGUCCAAAGUGGCUGUGCCUCCACCCCAACCGCAUUCCCGCUGUGAGUCUGACAGGUGCCGUGGAUUACCUGCUGUUCUGGACAGACUUCCCCCUCCUGCUUCAGUAAGGGCUUCUGCUGGAGAAGGCAUGAAGAAAGGAGGUCUCCUUCCCCUCAGGGUCCUACCAUGCAUGAGCUAGAGGACGUUUACCUUAUGGUCCUGGCUCCUUCCCCAGGAAUGUCCGCACUAACAUCCCAACUCUGGUUUCCUCCCUUGUGAGCACGGGGCUCCCCUGUCUGCUCACCAAGAAGGUGAGUCUAGACUGUCUGGCUUGCCUUCCCUCUGCUUGGGCUUUAGCCCGCUUCUCUUCCCUACAGGUGUAUCUCUGAACCUUUCUUCUGUUCAGCCCUAAUGUUGGAAAUAAAGUAUUAAAUAAAGGUGGACUAUUGCUCACCACUA